AUGCCGAUUCGCGUCAAGUCACGUCGGCCCGUAUCGAUGGUAGAUCGCGCCCCAUCCCCUGACUACACCCGCCCGGUCGUCCAGCUUCCUGACAUCGCCCAUGAGGACGUAUUUCGAGAUGUCGUCAAGAGGCUUUCAUUGUAUAUUGCUGAGGUGGUCUACAUGCCAAGCACCUUUGAACAGUUGCGGACCACGACCGCUGGAGACGACUUGCGGACACUCGUCGAAUAUCUGAGCCACGAAGUAACCAAUCCCGCAAUUGUGAACGCUCUACUGGCUCUUCGAUGGCAUUACGGCGCAAUCAAUGACGGACGGGGAGUAAGCGAGGCCCGCGCAAACGCCUGCGAGAUUGUCGCCUGGCGCUUUCUGACCCGACUAUCAGAAAGAGAGGCCGUCGAAUUCUGCCUCUACGAAAUCCCCGAUGAUUGCGAUCAAGUCAACUCGAACGGCCAAGAGUGCGCAGAUGGCGGUGAGAGCAAUGAGAGAACAGCACUGCUGGGCGGCACAGCCGGUCCGUCUGGCCCAGAGGAUCGCCCUGAUCCUCAUCGCACUGGAUCCACGAGACGGGACCAGCUUGCGCAGUCCGUCUCGAAGCUCACCAUGAGUCGACAUGCUAGUAGCAUGGAAGAGUCCGAGGACGACCCUACAGCGCCCUUCAUCCACCUCAAUGCAUUGGAGAUUGCAGCCAUUGCCGAUGCCAAGAGGUUCCUCAGCCAGCACAUCGUACAGAAGAUCAUCACCGGCAUCUGGAAUGGCGAGAUCAUCUUCUGGGACCGGCUGUCGGUCCAUUCAAAGAAGAAGCCCCGCUUCUACAACCCGCACACAGCCGACCCCUUUUCACGUCUUCGAGUACCCAAGUACCUCAAGGCCUACGAGGUCGCCUUCUUCGGAACCUUCUUGGCCUUGUACUAUGCCGUGUUGAUCGAGCAGAACCGAUAUGCCAUCACACCCUUGGAGGUAUUGCUGUACAUCUGGUUUGCCGCCUUUUUCUACGAUGAAGUCAGCGAAUACGUCGAUGCCGGUUCUAUCUUCUACGCUGCCGAUGUAUGGAACCUGUUUGACAUGAUCAUGAUUGCCAUCGGUAUCGUCUAUGUUGUGCUACGGUCCGUUGGAUUGUACAAGGGGGACUACGACCUCGUCGAUAUCGGGUUUGACGUCUUAUCCCUCGAGGCUCUCUUCAUGGUGCCAAGAGUCUGUUCUAUCCUGAGCCUUUCGCCGUACUGGGGCACACUGAUACCCUGCCUCAAAGAGAUGGGAAAAGACUUCUUGAAGUUCAUGGUGCUCGUGGUUGUGCUCUACGUAGGGUUCCUCACAACAUUCUCUCUGAUCGGCAGAGAGAUGUAUACGUUCCCACACAUGGCGAUGAUUGUGACAAAGAUCUUCUUUGGUUCCAGCUACGUCGGGUUUGAUAUCAUGGAGGACAUUGACCCAAUAUUCGGCCCUCCCUUGAUGCUGAUAUUCGUUACACUGAGUUCUAUCCUGCUGAUGGGCUCGCUCACGGGUAUGCUCAGCAACAGCUUCUCCCGGGUCAUCACCCAUGCCCGCGAGGAAUACCUCUAUGUCUACUCGGUAUAUGUGCUUGAAGCUUCGACUAGCAACCGGCUUACACACUUCUACCCUCCAUUCAACCUCGUUGCACUUGUGAUCUUCAGGCCGCUGCGGCUGUUCUACCGAUCCGGCAAUAGACUCCGGCAGGGCCGUAUCGUGCUCCUGAGAGCGACGCACGCCCCCAUCGUCGGCCUGAUCCAGGCCUACGAGUGGCUCACCAAGAAGGUCAACGCAGACGGCUUCGACAGCUUCCGCGGCCCGCGCCAGAACUCGACGAAGCGACGCGUGGCUCCGCCGCCCAACAGGCCCGACAGCAGGCCGCAGUCUGCCUAUCGGCCGCGCAUGCCUUCGCCCAAGCCGACCAGCGCCGACGUCAUCAGCAAGCCGAAGCCUCGGGAGCAGAUGCCCGAGGACGAUGUCGGGGAGGCGCCGACGGAUGUCGAGGUUCGCAUCUCGGAGCUCGCGGCCAAGAUCGAUCGCCUGACUGCUUUGGUCGUCGCGCUCCAGUCGGGCGCAGGAACGGAAACCAUUCGGACUUGA
Molecule: messenger RNA, 2088 nt
Organism: Anthostomella pinea
Lineage: Eukaryota; Fungi; Ascomycota; Sordariomycetes; Xylariales; Xylariaceae
Source: the annotation of a GenBank genome assembly